Molecule: messenger RNA, 631 nt
Organism: Quercus robur (English oak)
Lineage: Eukaryota; Viridiplantae; Streptophyta; Magnoliopsida; Fagales; Fagaceae
Product: DNA replication licensing factor MCM4-like
Exons: 2
Coding region: 227-631 (134 amino acids)
Biological process (GO): mitotic DNA replication initiation; double-strand break repair via break-induced replication; DNA strand elongation involved in DNA replication
Cellular component (GO): MCM complex; nucleus
Molecular function (GO): single-stranded DNA binding; single-stranded DNA helicase activity; ATP binding
Source: RefSeq, a predicted model, not a curated record
UAAACAAUAUAUGGUUUCCACUCUGACUCCCACGUCCACCGACGAUCAGAGGGAGGUGAGGGCUACGACGCCGAUUAUGCUCGGCCGACGUUUGUUUGGGGCACGAACAUAAGCGUUGAGUAUGUGAUUUAUCGGUUUUUGAAGCAUUUCCGGAAUAUGGGUUGCUCAGGGAAGGGAAGUAUGAGAUUGCGAUCAAAAGGGUCAUUGAAAUGAAAUCGAAGGCGACAUGUUUGAUUAUGAUCCUGACUUGUACACCAAGAUGGUUAGGUACCCACUUGAAGUGCUGGGGAUUUUCGACAUUGUUUUGAUGAACAAGGUGGGACGAAUUAACCCCUUGUUUGAAAAGCACAUUCAAACUCGGAUUUUCAAUCUCAAGAGCUCCACUUCAAUGAGAAAUCUUAACCCAUCUGAUGUUGAGAGGAUGGUAUCUCUAAAGGGUAUGAUUAUUCGAAGUAGCUCCAUAAUUCCCGAGAUUAGAGAAGCGAUAUUUAGAUGUCUUGUGUGUGGUUACUACUCAGAUCCUGUUGUUAUAAAUAGAGGUAAUUUCAUUUGGGUUGUUGUGAUGAUUAUUGGUUUAAUUUGUGUCAUAGUAAUUGUUUUUGUUGAAAUGAAUGUAUUUAGUAGUUGUUGA